AUGAAUAAUGAUGCUCAAAACUGCAAAAGUAAAGACGCUCGAUUGGUUAUUGUGGAAACAGCUGAAGAGAAUACGUUUUUACGUGGUAUACUUAGUAGCCGUCCAAUGAAGGACUAUUGGAUAGGAAUGAUUUCUUCAUCAUCAGCUGUAGAAGGCUGGAAAUGGUCAGAAACCAACGAAGAUGUGACGUUCUUUGACUGGGCCACUGGUGAACCGAAUAGAAAUGAUGAGAACUGUGCCGUAUUUGGCGAUACCAUAGAGUAUAGAUGGGCAGAUGUAUCUUGUUAUUCGGCAAGAAAUAUUUUAUGUGAAAGGGAAAACUUGGCAAAAUGAGCAGUGAUAUUCUUGCUUUAAACUGUACACAAAGAAAGGUUAUAUUAUAUACUAGUAUACUUGUUAAAAGUCAGUCCUUAUAACGUUUAACUGUCACAGAAGAUAACGUCCAAUUAUCAGAUGUUUCUUUGUAAGUGCUUCACUUGAUGAAAUAUGUUUUUAGGCUUUUUGACCUCAGUGGAGCUCCUUUGACUGAUUAUGGGGAAUUCACCACACAUGAAAGGGGAGAAAACUUGUAUUACUAGAAUAUUACAAUUUGAACAUAGUUGUCUCCCUUUUAAACUGAAGUUGAGGGAUAUCGUGUCAAUUACGAAAUAAAUCUACACUUUUUUGGGACGGACUUUUGUAUAUUACGUAUACAUUCUAGAUGUGUGUAACAAAUGAGAUGGGAAUGAGAAAGGUCGCGAAACCCGGUGAAAAUAAUAAAAUGUUCAGUUUCGGUUUGAUUAUUUGAUAUACAUGUAAUAUAAAAUGUAAGU
This is a messenger RNA of Ruditapes philippinarum (Manila clam), 812 nucleotides long. RefSeq names its product C-type lectin domain family 4 member C-like. The record is from RefSeq and is a predicted model, not a curated record. Gene Ontology annotation, molecular function: signaling receptor activity. The transcript is spliced from 3 exons. Lineage: Eukaryota; Metazoa; Mollusca; Bivalvia; Venerida; Veneridae. The coding region runs from base 1 to 333 and encodes 110 amino acids.